Molecule: messenger RNA, 1612 nt
Organism: Argentina anserina (silverweed cinquefoil)
Lineage: Eukaryota; Viridiplantae; Streptophyta; Magnoliopsida; Rosales; Rosaceae
Product: transcription factor MYB46
Exons: 2
Coding region: 80-1075 (331 amino acids)
Source: RefSeq, a predicted model, not a curated record
CAGAUCUGAUCCGAUCAGGUCAAGCCCUUCUCUCUCUUUAGCUUAACCUCAGUAUACUCACUGUUGUCAUAUAUAGACAAUGAGGAAGCCGGAACCCUGUGUUGUGAGUGGUACCGGCGGUAAGAAUAUCAAGAACAACAGCAUGAGUAAUAAACUGAGGAAGGGUUUGUGGUCGCCCGAAGAAGAUGAGAAGCUUAUGAGGUACAUGCUCAACAAUGGCCAAGGCUGCUGGAGCGACGUGGCAAGAAAUGCUGGCCUUGAGAGGUGCGGCAAGAGUUGCAGGCUUCGUUGGAUCAAUUACUUGAGACCUGACCUCAAGAGAGGUGCCUUUUCUCCACAAGAAGAAGACCUAAUCAUCCAUUUCCAUUCCCUUCUUGGUAACAGGUGGUCUCAAAUCGCAGCACGCUUGCCAGGACGAACUGACAACGAAAUCAAGAACUUCUGGAAUUCGACCAUAAAGAAACGUCUAAAAAUUCUGUCUUCCUCCUCCUGCUCCACUGCCUCACCAAAUGCGAGUGAUUCUUCCUCGGAGCAGCCUAACAACAAAGAUUUCUUCACCGCGGCCGGAGGAGGAGGAGGGUUCAUGAACAUGAUUCCACCGUCGUCGAUGAUGUCCAUCUACCCGGAUUCAUCCAUGCAAACAACCUCCCUGAUCAACCACAUGUUCGAUCCCUUUCCAAUGGUCGAGCAUGGCGGGUACUACAGAAAUGGAAACCCAUGCACUACACAGCAGCUUGGAUCAGUUGGCAGUGGUACUGGUGAUGACUGUGGCUUUGGGGAUAAUAUUAACGUGUUUGGGGACGUCAAUAUUAGAGUAGAAGAAGACAUCUUUGUGCCACCCCUAGAAAGCGUAAGCACAACUGACCAGAAUCAAAAUCUUAAAACUGAAACUAUCUUCUAUGAUCAUAAUCGUUACUACGGUAACAAUAACAAUAUCAUCAAAGGUGAGAACAUGAUUGGGGUUGGUAAUUACUUUGAAGACGAUCAGGAUCAAGGGCUAACAAUGGGAGAGUGGGACUUGGAGGAUCUGAUGAAAGAUGUUUCCUCUUUUCCUUUACUUGACUACCAGAGUUGAGAUAAAUCAUUGCCUUCCAAUAAACCCUCUAUCUUCUUUUUCUUCAUCUUUUUUUUACCCUUCCCACAUAUACUCCUUAAUUUCUUCUUCAUUUUCUAAAUGGUGAUCCCUGUUUAUUUCCUCAAGACUGGUGGAACAGUACUAGCCAUAGCUUUUACAUUUUCUUUUUUUAGGUCUGUCAAACAAUUGGGAAGUUCAUAUACAGCUUAGGUGAAAGGGGAAAGGUAUGAAAUAAAGGUCACAGUUGAUUUCGUAUUCCAGAGAGAAGCUCUCAUUCAGUACUGAUUGAGAUUACUAUCAAGAAUACAGUUCGUGUGAAGAGAGUAGUUGUGAAUAGCUGCUGCUGUUGCUGCAUAUAUAUAUAUAUAUAUAUAUAUAAAGUAGCUAGGGAGAGAAGAGAUAUACAACCAUUUUCAAGAUGAUGAUCAUCAAUAAUUAGUUAAUUGGUGUAUAAAUCGUAGUUAUUAUGAAAUGUACAAAAGGAGGAAGAGUGGCCGGUUGGUGGAAUUUUGUUUUCUCUGGAAAAUAAGUAGGUUG